Portunus trituberculatus (swimming crab) is the source of this 1774-nucleotide messenger RNA. RefSeq names its product cAMP-responsive element-binding protein-like 2 (gene REPTOR-BP). The record is from RefSeq and is a predicted model, not a curated record. Lineage: Eukaryota; Metazoa; Arthropoda; Malacostraca; Decapoda; Portunidae. Gene Ontology annotation, biological process: regulation of DNA-templated transcription. Gene Ontology annotation, cellular component: nucleus. Bases 952 to 1296 code for a protein of 114 amino acids. The transcript is spliced from 4 exons. Gene Ontology annotation, molecular function: DNA-binding transcription factor activity.
AUCCUGAUUGGUGGACACCUAUGUCUCACUAUCAAUGUAUGUAAACGAAACACUUUAUGUAAGCACAGCAAAAAUAAGUAGUAUUAACACACCUCAAUUCUAUGGCUAAAUAUAUUCACAAUAAAUAGAAACUUGGAAUUAUAUCUGGCGAUCACAUGAUAGAAAUGUUAUUUGAACAUAACUAUCAUAAAUUAUAUUGCAUAUAAUCUUGACAUUUAAAAUUCAUGCAUAUUUUUUGUUUAGUAAUUAUUCUAGGUUUUGCAAUGUCGCUUUUCUAGAAGCGACCGUAAAUAUACAAUUAUUUACCUAGUAUCUAUUGUGGUUUCACUUGUUAUUGCUAACUUUAUUCUCAGCUAAAAUGUGUAAUUUAAUAUUUUAUCUUAUAUCAUAGUGAAUAUUACAUACAAAAGAAUAUUCAUGUGACGUCAUUACAAGGAAAAUCAAUGUUUUGUUCUCAGUGGUCGUCAUGCCUCCGCCAUCCUGCACCUCAGUUGCCAGCGGUGAUAAUUCUCGCAAGACCUGCUGGUGAUGCAAUACCAGCUGAUCAUUCCAAUAAUAUUGAAAUUCUAGUUUUAAUUCAGCCCAGGUAUUCCUGUGACAUGUGAAUAGUAGUUAAUUAUAUAUUAUUUGCUUUCUGAAGCCAAAAUAAAUGACAAUAUAGGUACGAGACAAUAUACAAGAAGUCGGUGAAUUGCUUUUUAAAUCAACUUUCUCUUCUAGAGCAGGAUUUCAUAGAGAGGCGGAUACAGACCUCCCAUUGGCUAAACUAAGCGGAAAUGACGUUUACACUGACACUAGCCAAUCAAGUGUCUCUCUACGCUACAAUAUAAUCAUGACGUCACGAGAAUCCUUGAGUGACUGGGGUGUUUGUAAACAUAGACACGUUGGUCGUCCUGUUCAUUAUUAUGUGCAAAGUUUACUUUUCGUAGGGCAGCGAGCAAGGGCGUGGCCAUGGAAGUGGACGACUUCCCUGCACAGGAGGCCGCCCUGGAUACGGAGGGCAGCAAGCGGGAAGGCACAAAGCGAGGCAGGAAGCCAGGCCGUAAAGCCAAGUCUGACAUGAAGGCUAAACUAGAACGCAGUCGGCAGAGUGCAAGGGAGUGUCGUGCUCGUAAGAAGCUACGUUACCAGUAUCUUGAAGAAUUGGUGACAAAUAGAGAGAAAGCAGUUAUUGCCCUUCACCGGGAGCUGGAACAGUAUCGAGUGUGGUCCAAAGAACUCGACGAAGGCAAGGUUCCAGAGGGUGUACUAAAACUGAUAGAGGAUGAGAAAGUGAAAAAAAAUGAGAAAGAAUAGAGUAAAAUUUGGGGCUUAGUGUGUUCAGACUAAUUAAUUACAAGGAUAGUCAUCUUGUUGGUAUUUUAGAAAUUUAAGCUCAGUGUUCUCACUCUGAUGAUCUAAAGUAAAAUGUAAUUCUUUAUAUGAUAAGUGUGGUGAGGAGAGAUGUGUCCUGCCCUCCAGCUUGCUGCCGUCACAGGAUCUGCUUGCUGACAGGUUCCCUUUAUUUUGUUUUUAGGUUUUUUUUUUUUUUUUUUUUUUUUUUUUUUUUUUUUUUUUUAAUGCUAACCAUAAUUAUAGAAUUAAAUUGCUUGAUCACCAUGUAGAAUUCAUGCAUUCAUUCAUUUCAUUAGGUCAUUCAUCCUUCAUUUCACAAUCAUCUUGGUGUUAGAUUUAUUUACUAAUGCCAAACUAAGUAUAAAAUUAUUUGAGCAUUUAUUAUUACAUUAUUAUUGGAAUGUUUAAAUUCUUAUACCAAAUAAAAGUUAAAACAAUU